Molecule: messenger RNA, 2901 nt
Organism: Dalotia coriaria
Lineage: Eukaryota; Metazoa; Arthropoda; Insecta; Coleoptera; Staphylinidae
Product: H/ACA ribonucleoprotein complex non-core subunit NAF1
Exons: 3
Coding region: 226-1890 (554 amino acids)
Biological process (GO): pseudouridine synthesis; box H/ACA snoRNP assembly; ribosome biogenesis
Cellular component (GO): sno(s)RNA-containing ribonucleoprotein complex
Molecular function (GO): RNA binding
Source: RefSeq, a predicted model, not a curated record
CUGUUUGUGAAGUGACUACACAGCUAUAAUUAAAAUGGCGCACAUACAGUAGACAAAACCGUUGUAACAUGUGCUUCUGGUUCGCUUGAAUUCCUCCUACCAAAAGAAAACGGGUAAGUAUUCCCUGUGGCAAUUGACGUGGUUUGCCAUUCACACCACCGCGAACCAAGCACUAUCAAAAUUUCUGGUCGACAUUUAUCGCAUCGGCGAAAAUCUCCAUCUCAAAUGGAGACCACGAGGUCCGGCAGGGAAGCCGAUGUGGGCGCAGGGCUACGGCAUAACGACUUGCCGUCGACGAUCACGCAAGACUUACAAUCGCUAGACAGCAAUGAAAAUGCACAGAUCUCCACCGAUGCCGACAACACCGGGAGUGCGCUCGAUGUGGCUAACUACAUUGAUGAAGACUAUAUCUUGGCCCCAUCUCCCACUUCCUACUGCACUGUGGAAGUGCCUUUUGAGUAUGAAGAUAACACAGACAACCCAGUUAGAGGCAGCACAAACAACCAGGAUGGAGAUAGCACAGACAACCAGGAUGGAGGCAACACAGACAAUCUAGAUGAAGGCAGCCCAGACAAUCUGGAUGAAGGUAGUGUCAACAAACUGCGUGCAUUUGUUGAGUAUUUGGAUUCAGACUGCUCAGCAGAUUCUGAUAAUGCCAGAGAUACUGAGGAGACAUUCAGUAACAAUGAGUCUACUAAGGACACACUGCAUGAUACUUUAAAACAUCUUGGUGAAUUGAGUAUUGAUGAAUUGCCACCAGUGGAACACAAUCAUGUGGAAGUUAAGCCAGAGGAGUGUGACCUUAUUGGCAAAGUUGGCAUGUCCCUGGGAAAACUAGUUCUUGUUGAGACCAUUCCAAACAAACCAGCAUUGGACAUUGACACACUGUUAUUCUUGGACACAGGCAAACGGCCGCUCGGGCUUAUUUUUGAUGUGAUCGGACCUGUCACACAUCCUUUAUAUGCCAUCAGGUUCAAUACUGAGGAUGAGAUCAAGGCUCUUAAUUUGAAGGAAGGCAUGAGUGUGUAUUGUGCUCCAAAUACUGAGUAUACACAUUAUGUGUUUGUGCAACAACUUCUAAAGCAGAAGGGUAGCGAUGCAUCUUGGAAGAACGACAUGGAAGUGCCACAGGAACUGAUGGAUUAUUCUGACGAUGAGGCUGAGUCAGGCUUGUCUGAACUCCCAGAGAACCGUAAACGUGGCAGUCUGGAGCGGCAUCGACAAUUUGAAGAGGAUAUGAAUCUGCGCAAUGUUAUUAACACGCACAUACAUCUGUUACAAGAUCGGGGUCCACAGCAUCGCGGCUCAAGCAGAACCAGCAGCGGCGGAGUUGGCCGAGGCUCCAACACCGCCCGGGUAGGCAAUUGCACACACAGCCGUGGUUCAGGCAAGUCGGCGCGUACGCCUGGCUCCAGUUUUCCGCAUCUCACACCACCACCGCAGCCCCCGCAACCUGCUGCCUUCCACACGGCCGCUGCUGCCGCUGCCGCGGUUUCACACUGUGCCUACCAUCAACCGCCGUACAGCCUUGCCCCCUACAGUAUGCCGCCACCAUUGACGCCGUAUAUACCGAUGUUUAUGCCGAGCAUUCCGCCAAUGCAAUUCACCGGGCCACCGCCGCCGCACGUGUUCGGCGGGAUGCAGCAGACCAAAUCGGCGACGGUGGGACCUACCCCCGCGCCGAUGGUGUACCCGCCCGACAUGGGCCUGCCGCCAGUCCAACAGAAUCCACCACUAGUUCCUAACAUGCAAUACUUCAAUCCACCAUUGAUGUGGGGCAAUUUCGCUACACAGCCACCACCUCCGCCUCCUGCUCAGCAGCCGGUGAACAGCGCUACCGGUAAUGACAUGCACGCACCUAAGAAGUUCCACCGAAUGCAUCGUCAAUAAUUUCUCAUACCACACACCUCAAUCACCUUUGAGAUGAAUGUUAUAUUUAUUUGUUAUUUUUUUCUUCAUUUCCGUUUUAAUUCAACAAUUUUUGACACUUUUAUUUAACCAGUAUUAUUAAGAUAGCAGUACAAGGCCAGUUUUAAAGUUUUUCAUAAGGAUCAGAAUGAUCUUUUAUUUUAGAUUUAUAUUUUGGUUUAAAAUUUCAUUUACUUUUAAAUUAUUCUUGCAUUCGAUAGGGAAUGAUACAUAAUCCAAUACGUUUUGUGAUAGAUAUUGAAACGGGACACAUAAAAAUUAGCAAUAACACUUUAAUAUGAUUAUACACCUAGGCAUCUUUGAAAACUACAUUAAUACUACUCGUACAUAUGUAUUUUAAUGACUUGAUUGGUGGUUUUGGAUAUAUGUGGUGUACUUGUAACUUUUAACUCUAUAACUGUAAGCGUUCAUUAUCUGCAAACGUUUUGAAACGUGAGGAACGUGCAAUGUUUAGUACAAAUUGCAGCCCGUGUUCAGUCUAAAAGUCAAAGAACAGUUUAUUCAAUCCAUUCACCGAACAAAGCUCACAGAUUUUUUUAAAAUUCCGUUAAUAUGUCUUCUUACCUUUACAGACAUUGAGCAUUCCUGAUCACGGUCCGAAUGUUUCUUUGCCGAGUGUUUAUUACUCAAACUGCAAAACAUAGUCUUGAUGUUUCUCGAUUGAACGAAUGAGCGAUGGUGUAGCUGCAUAGAACUUCGAAUCGAUAUUUAAUCAGAUGUUUAUAUAGAAAGUUGAGUGAUCAGAUAGACUCUAUUCUAAUAUGUAUUUAAUCAUAAUAGGCAUACACAAAUAAUCGAAAGUUAUAAAUGUUCCUUUUUCUACAUACCUUCUAUUUAUAAAACAAACUGAAUCAACAAUGUGCGUUUGCAAUUGCAAUUCUUACUUAACCAAACGCCUAAAUAUGUGCGUACACAUAAUCGAUAUAUUUUGUUACCAAAAGUUAAUUACAAAUUUGCAAAUUCUUAUUACAA